UGGUAAAACCUUGUGCAGUUUCCGCACUGGCAUAAAAUAUGAUUUUUCCCCGUUUUCUGCACGAUUAAAUGAAUUUAAAACUAUAAACGUCUCCUGAAAAUUAGCCUGUUUUGCUAUGUGAUAGUAAUUUAGUAAAUGUAUGUACGUAUUUAUGCUACUUAAGUUCUUUACUAUUAAACGAAAUACGCUAUCGUGUCGUGUCGCUGUUGCCCCGCCCAAUUUGUGUUACAAACAAUUUUGAACUCAGCAUCUCAACUAUUCACAGCUACAGUAUAUUCAUCAAGAUCAGCAGUGCAUUAUAAAAAUAUCACUUAAAGGGUUACUAUAUAGACUUAAUUUUAAUUUCGCUUCUUUUUAUUUGAUUUUAUUCAUCUUGCCCCACGUUCGCCGCUUUGUUUAUUUUACUGAUAACCGCCUACUUAACCACAAUAAAUCCGUACAACCAACCUGUCAACCAACCAACCUACCGACCAACCAACCAACCCUACAACCAUUCAAUGGUAUACAUAAACGCAUAACUGCCCAUGAACGCGUUUGCGCCGCCUACCAACAUUCACCAGAUGAAAUGAUUAUUGAGAAGGAGCACUAUGCAAUGAUAGGUGACAGCCUGGAUUUGGCCUUCGUUGAUCUAAUGGGCAUGGAACCGUUCUACACCGAUCGUAAUCCCAAACCCCGGGUACCUACACCAACACCUGAAGAAAUUGCUGCAGCCGAGGCUGCAGCUGCUGAAGCAGAAGCGGCGGCCCAAGCAGCUGCUGAAGCGGCCGAACGUGGUGAAACGGUUGAGGGUGGCUCACCAGCUGCUGAAGGAGCACCAACAGCCGGUGAAGGUGCUUCUGAAGGUGCUGAAGCUGAGGCUGCCGUUGAGCCAGUAGUAAAGGAACCUACACCUCCACCACCACCGCCACCACCAUUCGAAUAUGCCAUCGAUCUGCCACCAGAGGGCGCUGAAGUGCCAUACGUAAAGAACUUCGACCCCAGCACUGUGCCACCACCAACGGAGGAGGGCGCGGCACCAGCUGAAGGUGCCCCAGCUGUAGAAGGUGCUGCACCGGCUGAAGGCGCGCCUGCUCCAGCUGUCGAGGGUGUCCCACCAGCCGAAGGAGCACCAGCACCACCGCCAGCAGAGGGCGCUGCUCCUGCGGCCGAAGGCAUUCCAGCGCCAGCAGCUGAGGCGGCCCCUGCUGCAGACAGUGCUCCUGCUGAUGCACCAGCUGCUGCGCCUGCAGAGGCGGCACCCGCCCCUCCUGCUGAUGUUCCUGCCGAAGCGCCACCCGCUUAAGGUUUUCUGGGAUGACUAAACAAAGCUGGACGAGUUAUUUAUAUAAAAUAGAAUACUGUGAUUAACUGCGACUUCUUAAAAACAAAAUAAAUUUGGAUGCCAAAAAUGUAUUAACUCGUAUCAAUUUCAAUUCGGCUCGGAUACGAAACAUGCUCGACGAUUUCUGAUAUGUUGCCUGGAAUGGUCUGCUGCACUUGUGUGUGUUUAAAUGUCGCGUAUUCCCAUUUGCCUGUCUAACAAAAAAGAUUCCUACUAGUAACCAGCCAAAAAAAAAAGUGCAACCAACCCUUCAUUCUGUUAAACCCUUAUUGAUUAUAUUUUAACAUUCAUAUAUUUUAAAUUGGCUCUAAUUUAAGUUUUGCUAUACACUUUAUUUCUGAUUAAUUUGCAUUUUAUAUUUUUUGAUCUUCUUACUGCUCGCAUGUCCUUGCUAUCUUCUUGCAUUUUGGCUCAUCAAACCAUCAUGCCAUCUCUAAUCACAAAAUUAAAAACCACGUCGAUAAUGCAUCAAUAACACUUGAAAACGUUUGAUCCUGAA
Rhagoletis zephyria (snowberry fruit fly) is the source of this 1820-nucleotide messenger RNA. RefSeq names its product tropomyosin-1, isoforms 33/34-like. Lineage: Eukaryota; Metazoa; Arthropoda; Insecta; Diptera; Tephritidae. The record is from RefSeq and is a predicted model, not a curated record.